Messenger RNA from Megalobrama amblycephala (Wuchang bream), 3398 nucleotides. It is a transcript of the gene cd7al, whose product is annotated as cd7 antigen-like. Bases 1444 to 2142 code for a protein of 232 amino acids. Gene Ontology annotation, biological process: adaptive immune response. The record is from RefSeq and is a predicted model, not a curated record. The transcript has 4 exons. Gene Ontology annotation, molecular function: signaling receptor activity. Lineage: Eukaryota; Metazoa; Chordata; Actinopteri; Cypriniformes; Xenocyprididae. Gene Ontology annotation, cellular component: membrane.
AAAAAUAUGAUCAAUGCAAAGGAGUACAAGUGUGUGUUGUGAAUACAUGUGAAAACACUAAAUAUUCAAAUUUAUCACAGAUGAUUGCCAGACCAUGAGAUUUUUUUUUCUGUAGAAAUCCAGUUAUUUUCAGCCCUGAGAAGUAACAGUUAAACCAACCCUUUAACAUUCUUGAGAACACAUUUAUUCUACAAAAACAAGAAACCGUGUUAAAAAAUGUCUUCCAGUAGCCUCAUAACCCCACCUGUUACAAAGGUGAAGUUGAAAACGUUUUGUUAAAAAGAUUUUAUUGUUGAGCAUUAGGGGGAAAAGGCUUUUGUAUGGUCUCCAAACAGGUGCUUGCGAAUCAGACAUGUUUUUUUAUUUAAGGCCAUUGAUAAGCCAGUCAUCUACUGGCUCAACAGCAGCUCUUCCUUCAUGUUUUAACUGGACAGACUACAACUCUUCCUUCCCACCUAAAUUUCACACCGUGUUUAUCUACGCCAGAGAGGAAAUAGUCCCUCAACUGAGCCUGGUUUCUCCCAAGGUUUUUUCUCCAUUUCUGUCACCUCAUGGAGUUCAGGUUCCUUGACCUGUGUAGCAACUGUCAAUUAAUAAAAUGUAUUGUCUGUUGCUUAUUUGCUUGGCUGAAUGACAAUGUAUUUUGGCUAAAUUUUAUAUUUUGCCAACUGGAUUGGUCUAAAUAUACAUUCUGUGGCUCCAGCAGGAUGCUCUACUUAAGAUGGCAAUCCUUUUCAGACUACUUGUUUUCCUACCCUCUCAGAUGUGUAACAGAUGUCUCCAGAUGCAGAUUAAUAACCUGAAUCCUGUUUCCCUGUUUUUCUUAACUAACACGACCAUUAAUCUGUUUUGUUUUGUCCUGUGUCUGUUCUCUGUACUCCCUCUAAGAGGCAGUAUAACAGUUCAUCCUGAGAUGUGAAUAAGCUCUGAAGAAAGUUCUUGGCAUCAGAAAGUAAAUGAUCAGGUUCAUUCAAACGACUUCAGAUUCAUUUUGUUGAAGAUGUUGUGUCCAGGCUUUAAAUGAUGAAAGAGUGAGUAUGCAUAUAUUCUUUCUUUUUAGAUUGCAAUGAAGCAGUCCAUUUAAUUUGGGUAAUUUUGAUUUACCACUCAAUCAAUUGAGAUUUAUUUGUACUUUCAUGUUUAUGUUCUCAUGUGUUUUUACACUAUUAUCAUACUAUUAUUAUCAAACAUUACACUAUUGAGAUACUUAAAGUGAAGAUGACUCUAUGCAAAAAUCUGUAUGUUACAGUAAUGAACUGAAGUUGACAAACCACCUAACACUAGUUUCCUUUUCCUCUUGAUCUGUAAAGGGCCCCAAACCCCACACCCCUUUGAGGUGGAGUCACUGUGCUCCUCGUGUGCAUCUGACAUUAUUUCUUUGUUACGCUCAGAUGUUUCUGGCUUUCUUACCUCAGUCACUAUUAUUUAAUUUCCUCUUCAAUAAUGUUAGGUUUGAAGUAUGCUCAUGUUACUCUCUUGUUUCUUAUCACCCCUUCUGUAACUGCACAUGGAGGUAUUGUUUAUAUCCACAGAGUGAGAAAUUCGUCCAUUGACAUUUCCUGUGUAUCGGCAAACAAGGAGGAAAACCUAUUUGCCUUUUCACUGAAACGCAGGUUGCUGCAGACCAGUCAAGUAAUGUAUCUUUCAAAAGGAAACACACCAUAUAUCAAUAAAUCUGAGGACAAGGAUCGCAUUACUGUACGUGAUGAGUUCUUCAACCAUACAGUUCAUCUGACAAUCUCAAACCUGCAAGGUCAGGACACAGACGUGUACCACUGUGAAUUCCACUAUGGUGAUCUUCCAUAUGAUAAGAAUAUCCCUGGCAAGAUCGAGUUCUUCAUCUAUGUCGAAGACUUCUCUCGCGAGCCUUGUAAUUGUUCAAGUUACCUGCCAUUGCUGUAUGUGAUCUCUGGAGCUGCAUGUCUGCUGGGUGUUCUGGUUUUCACUCUCGCUACAGCUUACUGUUGUAAAUGGCCUAACCGUAGAAAGCCACAGCCUGUAGUUCCUGUUUAUGAGGAGAUGACUGGGGUGCGGCCCACCAAAGGAAAAGCCACAAGCCGUCAGACUGAUAUUGCAAAACUGGAGGAGACAAACAGCUCUUUGGCCACCUUCUUAAGCAACGAAAACCAUUAUGUAAAUUGAAGUGUCAAAAUGUAGUGAAUAGGAAGUCACUCUGCAUUGAUGUUGAUGUUCAUGAUGAUGCUCCAGCUGAUCCACAAGACUUCACUGAAUCAUCAGAUUUGUUUGUUAGCAUAAAAUUAGUCUUUUCAUCUUUCAUCUAUACCUCUGUUAAAGGUACUUUAAGACAUGUAAUUUUAUUGCUACAAAAACAGAUCGUCAGCUUGCAUCCUUUUUAUAGAGAUUAAAUGCUGUUUUGUCUAAUAGUACAAAAUUGAUAUAUCAUGAUAAAACACAAAAAAUGUUUUUUUUUUUUCAAUUUUAUGUUUAUUUUGAUUAUAGGUGUAGUCAUAUAACAUAUUUCACUUUACAUAUAGGCUUCAGGCUAUACGCAUCAGGCUACAUUGCCUGAUGCGUUUUAAAUGUAAAUUGUACUCCACAUUUAAGUUGUUUAUAACCUUUUUUCAUUUUUACAAAAAUAAAUAUAAUAUUGAUAAUAAAAUAAAGGUAUAUAAACAGUAACUAUGUACAUACAGGGAGAGAACGUGUGGCCUAAUUUAAUUCCAUCCAGAAUAGACUCAAGUGACUUUCAUUUAAGUAAAACAUCUAUAUGCACGUAGAUAUUAAACCUACAUUCAUACACUCACACACACAUAUAAUAUAUAUAUAUAUAUAUAUAUAUAUAUAUAUAUAUAUAUUUUUUUUUUUUUUUUUUUUUUUUUUUUUUUUGAUACAUAUUCAACCAGGAACCAUUUCCAAGAACACAUCCUUCUUUAAAUUAAGAUAAAGUAUUCUGUAUUUCUAAAGUACGCACUGGUAAUAUGUUUAUUUGCUGUUUUUGUUUUUAACCCUUGUGUGGAACUGAAUAGAGUGGUAGUUUACCACUGUCUGCACAUUCUAUUUAAAAAGAAAAUUUGAUUUCACAAAAUACACUAUUGCAGGACCUGUUUAUUGAAAGGUAGGAAAAAGAUGCAAACUUACAAGAAAAAAAAAUCAGUUGAUAAGACUUUCACAUUAUUUAAAACAUUAAAGCAUGCAAAUAAAGUCUAGAAGAUGGAGUGUUUCCACAGUUUCACUUUACACAAGCAGGCAACAAGAAUUCCAGUCUUAUCUGCCACUUGGUUGGUUUUGGUUCAAAAACAGUGGACCAUAGACCACUAACAGUUUAUUUGACAGUUUGAGACAAAAGUGAGAGCAUAGUGUUGCAUUGGUUUGCUUUAAAUAUGAAUGCUAUAUGUUUUAUUCACAUGGCAACAAAUAAAUAUUCUCUCAUAUACAUA